GUGCAUGAUGAGAGCGAGCAGCCUAAUUGCUCUCCCUGCAUCCGCAGCAUCUAUAAAGCAUCCUGGGAAUUGCUCGCCCUACGUUCAGAGCAGCUCUACGUUCAGAGCAGCUGGUCACAUGAGCCUGAAUUUUCAGUUCAGUUCAUUAGUCAGCCAUUUUGGUCAACACCCUGCUUACUGCGCACAACCAAUCCUAUUAGAACUCAGCAUCCCGGCUCAUGUGAGCAGAUCCUGGAAGUGGUUUCUGCAGUUCAGGAUUUUUUUAAGCUAAAUUGAAAAUAUUGGCUUAUUUUUCAUUCAUUUUUUUUUUCUUGUCCUGUUUUUUUCCUGCACAAAGAAGAAGGAUUUUUCACUUAUUCAUGCAGAGGCCAGUUUUUUAAAGCCAGCUAAGGUGGCAUCGGCUGUGCAGGAUUUAAAGCCUAUAGCUCAGCUGAAAAAGAAGGGAGUAGGGAAAGGAAGAUAAAAGGAGAGAAGCUGGGAGAAGACAGCAUCAUCUUAUUUUGCUAUGUGGUAGGAACUGUCUCUGAGGAAAGAUAGUAUAGAAUUAUUUAUCUUGAACAGUUGAUUCUUAAACCAUAAGAUAUUUUUCCUUGUGUUUUUUUUUUUUAACCUCCCACAACCCUUUUUUUGAGAGCUUUGUUCCAGAGCUUUGGAUUUGGGGUUUUUUGGUGAGGAAGUUUUAUUUAUUUUUGUCAGAGGUGUGUGUGUGUUUGUGUGUGUGUGUUGUGGUCCCAGCUGAGUCAUCAUGUCUGCUCUGACGCCUCCGACCGAUAUGCCAACCCCCACCACUGACAAGAUCACACAGGCUGCCAUGGAGACCAUCUACCUUUGCAAAUUCCGAGUGUCUAUGGAUGGAGAAUGGCUCUGCCUGCGAGAGCUGGAUGACAUCUCCCUUACACCUGACCCAGAGCCUACCCAUGAAGACUCUUGGGAGGAUUUGACAGAUUUGGUGGAGCAAAUGCGCGAUGAUACAGAAGAUCCUAAUUAUCUCAUGGCUAAUGAACGCAUGAAUCUGAUGAACAUGGCCAAGCUGAGUAUCAAGGGCUUGAUUGAAUCAGCUCUGAACCUGGGGAGGACUCUGGACUCUGACUACGCACCUCUCCAGCAAUUCUUCGUGGUGAUGGAACACUGCCUGAAACACGGCUUGAAAGCUAAGAAAACUUUUCUUGGACAAAAUAAAUCCUUCUGGGGGCCUCUAGAACUCGUAGAAAAGCUGGUUCCAGAAGCUACAGAGAUAACAGCAAGUGUUAAAGAUCUUCCAGGACUAAAGACACCAGUAGGCAGAGGAAGAGCCUGGCUUCGUUUGGCAUUAAUGCAAAAGAAACUUUCAGAAUAUAUGAAAGCUUUGAUCAAUAAGAAGGAACUUCUCAGCGAAUUCUAUGAACCCAACGCCCUCAUGAUGGAAGAAGAAGGAGCCAUAAUUGCUGGUCUGUUGGUGGGUCUGAAUGUCAUUGAUGCCAAUUUCUGUAUGAAAGGAGAAGACUUGGACUCGCAGGUUGGAGUUAUAGAUUUUUCAAUGUAUCUCAAGGAUGGGAACAGCAGUAAAGGUAGUGAAGGAGAUGGCCAGAUUACUGCAAUUCUGGACCAGAAGAACUAUGUAGAAGAACUCAACAGACAUCUGAAUGCUACUGUAAACAACCUUCAGGCAAAAGUGGAUGCAUUAGAAAAAUCCAACACUAAACUGACAGAGGAGCUUGCAGUUGCAAACAACAGGAUUAUUACCUUGCAAGAAGAAAUGGAACGAGUUAAAGAGGAAAGCUCCUACAUAUUGGAAUCCAAUCGGAAGGGUCCUAAGCAAGACAGAACUUCGGAAGGGCAAGCACUAAGUGAAGCAAGAAAGCAUUUAAAGGAGGAGACACAAUUACGACUGGAUGUUGAAAAAGAACUGGAGAUUCAGAUCAGCAUGAGACAGGAGAUGGAAUUGGCUAUGAAGAUGCUGGAGAAAGACGUCUGUGAGAAGCAGGAUGCCCUGGUGUCUCUGCGGCAGCAGCUGGAUGAUCUCAGGGCUCUCAAGCAUGAACUUGCCUUUAAGCUGCAGAGUUCAGACUUAGGAGUAAAACAGAAAAGUGAACUAAACAGUCGCUUGGAAGAGAAGACUAAUCAGAUGGCUGCUACUAUCAAACAACUUGAACAAAGUGAAAAGGAUUUGGUGAAACAGGCAAAGACCUUAAAUAGUGCAGCAAAUAAACUGAUCCCAAAACAUCAUUAGGGAUUUUAUAGUUGGUCACCUCGCAAGUCUGAUAUCACAACUUAAUUGUAAAAGGAAGAAAUCUGAAAGUUAUUACAUUUAAGCUCUGAUUCUAUAUAAAAUGUCACCAAAAAUUGACUUUGAAUUUGUUGGACUUUUAAAAAGACAGUUUGAUAUGUAGGUUGUGGGGUUUUUCCUUCUUCUUUAUUUUCUCCCCAGAGUUAGAAAAUUUAGUACAAGUUCUUAAUUAAAUGCCAAAUAAACUUUGAGAAAUUACUUCUGAGUUGACCAAUAAAUAAACACACCAAUAAAAAAAAAGCCUAGGGAAUUGAAGCUCUGUACAUAUAUCAUUGAUGCCUUUACAACCCGGUCCCUGACAGUACCAGAUUCUAGGUGCAUUGUCUGUAUCCGCGAGCCUGUUCUGCCAUUGCAGUGUAAUGAACUAGAGGUGACUACCGUAUGGACUUGGACUCUUCUGAAGUAGUUCUGUGUCUCUUAGGCCAUGACCCCUUUUCACUUUUGUUGUAUAGGUUUAAUCCCCAAGCCAAGGAUAAGUACUUAGUAUUUCAAUACAGUUCUAUUCUCAGUAACCAAGAUUGCUUGCAACUUUUCUGCCUUAGUGACUUUGGAGCAAAAAAAACCAAUAGCAUCCUUACAUUUCUUUAAAGUACAUAGAGAUAAAGUUAGUGAUUAGGUAACUUAUGAUAACAUAAUAAUGCGGAAGCUUGGGAAAACUCUCCUAAUAUUUGUCAUCUUCUACCUCUGCCAUUUUCCUGCAAUUCCACUUCCUAUUGAGGUAGCUCAGAGAGAAUAAUUUUAAUGAAAACACUGCUCUCCUAUAAUAAAAAUACACUACACAUUUUUCACAUCUAUCCUGCUUUUCCUUUUGGAGUAAAGACGACAAGGUAUAGACAUGAGUGAUGAUUUCCUGCCUGUGAUUCCUUGCUGGAAACAUUUACUUAAGAGUUUCUGUUACUUUUUAUUCAGAUAGAGAUUUGCUAAAGUUUCUAAUUACAAUCUAAUUAUUAGAAAACCAUUUCAGAGUAGGAAAUACGUAAAUGAUAAACUUACAUUCUUUAUUAUUAUUUAGCCUAAAAAUAAAGAUUCCCAGUAGAUAUCCACAAACAGUAAUGAGUAGGGCUUCUUUUUCUAAGUGACCACAAGAUCUAACCCUUUCUAGGAUUUACAUUGUAAAUAAUCCUAUAAAUACUUUGAUUUUUUUAAAUGACUUUUGAUUUGGGGGGACAGGCUCUACAUAAGCCUUCAUUCCUUUGAAAAGUCUUGGCAAAAUUUUGUUUUUUCUCUUUUCUCUCAUUCUGGUAUGAUUUGCUUAAGUGGGGACAAAGAUAACCCCUUUGCUUCCAGCUCUUGAAAUUCUUUACCUUCGUCUUGGAAAAACUAGAAUUAAGAGAGUAAGGUAGAUUUCAUCUGUGCUUUUAUAGGUCCUUGCAGACUUGAACCAAAGUCAAGUCAAAGAGCAUAUGACCAACCUCAUGGAAGAUCCUGUGCUCUUGAACUUAUUUUAGUUCUUAUAAUUUUGCACCUAUUCUUAUCCUCCUCAACCUUUUGUGAUGAUGAGUUGCCUUUUUUAUGAGCACUUCAAAGGGGUGCUCAAACACGAAAAUAAAACAUUUUAAAGACUACACAUAGCACGCUUUCAAAUUCUAUUAUAUAGAGCCCCAGAUGUUUUACCUUUUAGAACAUGCUUUUUUAUAGGUGCAAAGUUAUAGGAUAUGUAGAAGAAGACAUUCAUCAGAAUCUUCCAGAGAAUAUGGUCGAGAAUCUUAUGCAAGCCUAGUGCUGAAUUGUUUGUCCCCUUAGUAGGAAUGGAAAAGGAAAGAGAUGGCCAAACUCUAGCAAAGGCUUUUCCUUAUAUAAUAACCUGAUGCCUGGUAAGGGUUGAUGUAUAAUGUCCAAUGAUUUACUAUAAUUUGUGGUUUAGGGAAGGGACCAGGAAAAUGUUCUAGUUCCACAUAUAAGAAGGUAGUUGCCCGUUUGCAAGUUGCAGUUAUGUGUGUAAAACAGAAAUACAAGGUACCAAACCUAUUAGGAAAUAAAAACAAACAGAAAAGUGGAUUUAAUUACUGUGUACUUGAGGUUGGCUUUGGAUAUGGAUUUUCUAAAAAGUGAUGUUUUAUUGUUGAUCAUCUAAUGGCUGUAAACUGUAGUACUAGAAUAAAAAAAAAAUGGAAAAUCAA
Molecule: messenger RNA, 4386 nt
Organism: Ceratotherium simum simum (southern white rhinoceros)
Lineage: Eukaryota; Metazoa; Chordata; Mammalia; Perissodactyla; Rhinocerotidae
Source: RefSeq, a predicted model, not a curated record